This is a messenger RNA of Cucurbita maxima (winter squash), 2037 nucleotides long. Its product is annotated as NF-kappa-B-activating protein-like. The record is from RefSeq and is a predicted model, not a curated record. Gene Ontology annotation, biological process: regulation of gene expression. Gene Ontology annotation, cellular component: nucleus. Bases 212 to 1792 code for a protein of 526 amino acids. The transcript has 2 exons. Lineage: Eukaryota; Viridiplantae; Streptophyta; Magnoliopsida; Cucurbitales; Cucurbitaceae. Gene Ontology annotation, molecular function: chromatin binding.
CCCCAUUACUCAUUCCAAAUCUAUCCCAGCCCCCUCGCGCGCCGCUCAUUCUUCCCCUCCCCGACGUUCACGUUCUCUCUCGGUGCUCUCUCUCUCUGCCAGUGCUAGUAGUUAGGAAGAUGAGGUAAAUUCUGGAUUCCAAUUGUGCUAUAACUGGCGGCUGAGAGACGAAUUCAACAUACGUCUUGUUUGCGAUACUGAAUAUUAUCAAAUGGGUAGGCUAGGGUCUACUGUGGAAAUUCCUGAAAGAAGACAUCGAUCCGAUCGAGAAAACGGCAGCCAUCGUUACUCGCCGGACUCCGAUGCUUCCGGUGGGGAUUACCGACGACGUCGUAGCCCUAGCUAUGAAAGUUAUGAUCGCUACAGCCAUCGUCGUCGAUCUGUAUCGCCUGGCUACCAGGACAUUAGGCGGAGCCCUAGGGCUGAUGGAGACCAAAACGGUCUGCCCAAGAGAUUUGGGCGCGCAGGAGGCCGGGCGUAUCUGGAUAGAAACGGGAGGGCGUCUGAAGAGUCCGAUUCGGAUGAGGAGCUGAAAGGGUUGAACUAUGAAGACUAUCGGAGGAUGAAGAGGCAGAAGCUCCGGAAGACAUUGAAGCAUUGUAUUUGGAGAGUGACCCCUAGCCCACCGAGGAAUGGGAACGAAGAUUAUGAGGAUAAAGAUGACGAGAUUUUGGAGAAAUAUGGCAACGAUGACGGUGGAGAUAUAAGUGGCUUGAGUGAGAAAAAGCAACAUGAAAAAAAAUAUGCAUCUGAUAAAACUAAGAAUUCUGACUCUGACUCUGAUUCUGAAUUAUCUGAUACAAAAUUGAAAGGGAGGAAAUUGAAGAGUUCUGGUUCCAGGCGUAGAAGUAGAAAAUUGUCUCUUAGCGACUCUGAGUCGGGCAGUGAUACCGAGAGUGAGAGUGAAAGUGAAUCAGAGGAAGAAAGUCGGAAGAGAAGAAAGAAAUCGAUGAAUAGGAGGAAUAGAAAACAUAAGAGUAUCAGGAGCAGUAAGAAGAAGAAGAGUAGGUACAGUGAUAUGGAGGACAGCGAAGAAAGCGAGACAGAUGAUUCUGAUGCCAGUGGCCAUGUUAAGUCAAGAAAAAGGAGUCAUAGAAAGAGGUCCAAGAAUGGUAGGAAGAGGAGGUACAGUGAUUCAGAUGAGAGUGAGAACAGUGAAGCUGAAAAAUUGAGGAAGCGAAAGAGCUCAUUGACUUCGACAAAAUCCAGGAGCAAGAAAAACAGACAGUCAGAAACGGAGAGCAAGGGUUCCUCUUCCGAGGAGAAUUCUGAUUCUGAAGACGUUGAUGCUAAGAGUAAAUUAAAGAUCGACGGAGAUAAAAUGGCUGAGAUUAACGCUGAAGCUUUGAAGAUUAAGGAAAUUUUGGAGGCACAAAAGAAACCUGCAUUUGAUAAUGAGAUGCCAGUUGGACCAAUGCCACUGCCUAGAGCUGAGGGACAUAUUAGCUAUGGUGGUGCUCUUAGGCCCGGAGAAGGUGACGCCAUUGCACAGUAUGUUCAACAAGGGAAGCGUAUUCCCCGGCGUGGUGAAGUGGGUCUUUCAGCUGAGGAAAUCCAGAACUUCGAGACUCUUGGCUAUGUGAUGAGCGGUAGCAGGCAUCAGAGAAUGAAUGCAAUCCGUAUUAGAAAAGAAAACCAAGUUUACAGUGCUGAAGAUAAAAGAGCCCUUGCAAUGUAUAACUACGAAGAAAAAGCAAAACGCGAGCGGAAGGUGAUGGAUGAUCUUCAGCGGCUUGUUCAGCGCCAUAUAGGUCAUGAUGUUGGCCCUUCACAUGAUCCUUUUGCUGCAUAAACUCAUCUGGUACCGUACUUAGAUGUUGAUGUACUCAAUUCUUUAGGCAGGAAGAAAAUGUGUCAUGCAAGGAUAUGUGAAUCACUGCUAAGUAUUGGUUAUCCCUUUUAGUUUGCCUAUCAAACAAGCUUUAAGCAAAUAUGUUUUGGCUUUGACAUGUGUUGCUGAAAUCCUCUUAUCGUAUUAUCUUUCUCCAUCUUAAAAGGUUGUAUUUAUAAAUGAGUUUGGUGGUUCAUCUUUGCAAG